This is a messenger RNA of Anoplopoma fimbria (sablefish), 5672 nucleotides long. RefSeq names its product membrane-associated guanylate kinase, WW and PDZ domain-containing protein 3-like. Gene Ontology annotation, cellular component: cytoplasm. Gene Ontology annotation, molecular function: protein binding. Gene Ontology annotation, biological process: signal transduction. The record is from RefSeq and is a predicted model, not a curated record. Lineage: Eukaryota; Metazoa; Chordata; Actinopteri; Perciformes; Anoplopomatidae.
AUGGACUGGGACCUUUAUCGACUGGGACCUCUAUGGACUGGGACCUCUAUGGACUGGGACCUUUAUCGACUGGGACCUUUGGACUGGGACCUUUAUGAACUGGGACCUUUAUGUACUAGUACCUCUAUGAACAGGGACCUUUAUCGACUGGACUGGGACCUUUAUCGACUGGGACCUUUGGACUGGGACCUUUAUGAACUGGGACCUUUAUGUACUAGUACCUCUAUGAACAGGGACCUUUUGGACCAGGACCUCUAUGGACCAGGUCCUGGUGUUGAGGUGUUUGAAGGUGUGACCAGGUGUUUAGGGUGUCUAAAGGUGUCUUUCUUGUGUCUGCUAAAGGUGUUUGAAGGGAAAACAUGUAAAGGUCAGCUGACCUCAGUGAAAACAAGUCACAGUCAGCUGACUUCCUGUUCUCAUGUCCGUCUUCAGGUGCAGGAGAGCUUUGUCCCGCUGGGCGGCGGCUCUGGAGAGCUCGGACUGGCCAUCGGGGGCGGGGCAGACUACGGCGAGUUCCCAUUCGUCACCGCGGCCCACGGGGGCGGGGCCACUGUGGGCGACAUCAUCCUAGAAAUAGGGGGGACACCUGUGUUAGGGAUGACCCUCGGCGAUGUCAGAGGAGUCCUCAACUCCUGUCCUCAUCCAAUCAGAAUCAAGACUGUCUCACCAGGGUCGUCCCUCUGUAAGGACCUCAGGUUGUACCUCAGUAAGUGUUUCACUCCGGGCUCCAUGGACAGUCAGCUGCAGCAGCUCAUCAGAGAGAACCUGUACCUGCGAGCUGUUCCCUGUACGACCAGGCAGCCUCGGGAUGGAGAGAUCUCAGGUGUGGACUACAACUUUGUGUCCAUCGAGGAGUUUUUCUCUCUGGAGGAGUCUGGAGCUCUGCUUGAGAGCGGCAAGUUCAAAGGGAACUACUACGGGACGCCCCGCCCCGUCCACAUCGGUCCGGAGAGUCCACCAAUCACGUACCAGGAGCACCGGAACCUUCUGAGGAACUUCAGGACCAGAAGCAAGUCUCUGAGUAACCUGGAGAAGGCUGUGGAGGAAGGAGACAACAGUGAGGAGGACAGAGCACUAGGAGGAGGAGGAGGAGGAGGUCCGCUGCCUGAUAACUGGGAGCUGGCGUUCAGUGAUUCAGGAGAGCCGUACUACAUCGAUCAUAAGGCAAAGACGACCAGCUGGCUGGAUCCUCGAACUCAAAACAAAGAGACGAGUCCCUUCACAGAACUCCCAGAGUUCACCGAGCAGCCGAGCCAGCUGAAGGGUUACUCCAUCCACACCCGGCUCUCUAAAGGCCCUCGAGGUUUCGGCUUCAACAUCGUUGGAGGAAGUCGACCCAGAGAGUUCCUACAGGUGUACAGUGUCACACCUGGAGGACCACCAGCACUAAACACAGCGGACAUCCUGGUCCACAUCAACGACAGCUGUGUGCUGGGUCGCUCCCACAAAGAGGUGGUGGAGAUGCUGAAGUCGGUGCUGAUGGGUCAGAGUGUGGACGUGGUGCUGAGGAGAGGAUACCCGAUGCUUUACAACCCGGAUGGGUGUCCCAAACUGAGUCUGGAGACGCCACAGACUCCCACUGAGCCCCUACCCCCCAACGUGAACCGCGGCCCGACACACCUCACCUACAGCCGAACGCUGGACGCCAACGGCAGCACGGCAGGCCCAAGCCAAACCCCGCCCUCCUACGCUGCUCAGCCAAUGACGAACGGGCUGACGGGCCCGCCAACACCCACCUCCUCUGAUCCCCCAUUGGGUCCACCACCCCCCCCAGAGAGGACAGCAGCCAUCAAUCACAGUGACUCUGAUGGUGGCCUGUCCAACGCUGGAACACGCAGGUCUUCUCUGAUUCGCUACAACAGCAGCACUCUCCCCGCCUUCUCCUCCUCCUCCCUCCUCCACCACCAGAGCUCCAAGUCUUCAGAGAGCGACUUGUCCAUGUCAACACUCCCCAUCUCCUCCUCCACGCUCCCCAUCAGCUCCUCCUCCUCCCACACUCUGUCCAAACUUGCCUUCUCUCAGCCAGAGAUGGGCCUCCAAAACUCCACCAGCCCAACCGGCGCUAACAAACCCACCUCAUCCUCACCUCCUGGCGCUCCUGUGCAGCGCCCACCGAUGCCCCAGACUUCCCUGGCCCUGACCCCACCCAGAGACGUCCCACCCUGCGGCUUUAACGGCUGUCCAGCCAAUCACCAAGCGCCCUCCCCAGCCUCCAGGGGAAACCCAGGGCUGGUGCUCCCCCUCGGGCCGGGGUCGCCCGGCUCAGCUCCUGGUGGGGAGCUGGUACCGGUGGCCCUCGGGCGCAGUGAGAGCGGGGGGCUGGGGUUCAGCGUAAUGGCGGGGGGUCAAGGAGGUCAGCUGGCGGUGGUGAGGCGGGUCUGGGAUCGAAGGCACUGCCCCUCGCUGCAGACGGGGGACGCUAUAGUGAAGAUCAACGGAGCAGACGUACAGAACCUCAGCUUCUCUCAGGUCCAGAGAGUCCUGCAAGAACACACCAAACAGGGAGAGGUGGUCCUCCUGGUCUACAGAGGAGGUCCCAUGUCUUCCCCAGUCGUCACCCCCAACCUCUACAAGCCCCUCCCCUCCCCACCUGGCCUGGACACACCCUCUUCCUCCCACCCUCCGACUUUAGCCGACCUGCCUUCCCCGUCUGCGGGUGCCUUGGUGGGGGGCGUCCCCCCACUCCACCAGGCUGGCUUGGUCCUGGAGAGUCCCCAGGAGGCGCACCUACCAGCCCCAGGGACCCACCAAGGAGCAACUCCUGCCCAGACUCCAAACGGGCCCCCGGCCUCGGCCCUCAUCCAGAGCACCAGCUUCCUGGACUCGGUUCCUGUGACGCUGACCUUAGAGCCACGUGAUCUGCUGGGAGUAGAGGAGAGCGCCGGUGGGCCUCCCCCCCUCAGAGGGGGAGUUGGGGCAGGAGCACUGGGAGCAAUAGCCAAGGACGGAAGAGGAGGAGUAAAGACGGUGGAGGUGGAUCUGAGGAGGCGGGUGGGAGAAGGUUUUGGAUUUGUCAUCGCCUCUCAGGAAGUGACCAAUGGGGCCCCCUCCCUGAUGUCUCACCGGUUCGUGACGGUGCGUCGUGGCAGCCCGGCGGCUCGCAGCGGUCAGAUCCAGCCUGGAGACCAGCUGGAGGCCGUGGAGGGUCGAGCUGUCGGAGGUCUGCAGCACCGAGACCUGACCCAGAUCCUGAGGAGAGCCGGGAACACGCUGAGACUGAGCAUCACACCACGACACCACUCGUCUUCUCUGUCUGGAGGAGCAGAACUGGACAUCGACGGACGGCUGAUGAAAGGAUCCAGAGGGAGGUCAAAGGAGGAGUCCAGGUUCUACACUGUGGAUCUGGAUCGAGGUCCUACCGGGUUCGGUUUCUCUCUCGGGGGCAGCGAGUACAACAUGGGGCUCUACGUCCUCGGACUGAUGGAGGGGCCGGCCCAGCGCAGCAACAAGAUACAGGUGUCGGACCAGCUGGUGGAGAUAAAUGGAGACAGCACAUCAGGGAUGACUCACAGUCAGGCUGUGGAGCAGAUCAGGAGAGGAGGACACCGAAUCCACCUGAUCCUCAAGAAGGGAAACGGAUACGUACCCGACUACGGCCCUGAUGAAGGAGGCCUCUCCCCCUCCUCCUCCUCACACACAGAGGAGAAAGAUGUGGAAACAGUAACCAUGACAACCGCCUCCCUCAGCCAGCAGCAGGGAGGAGGGUGUACAGCAGGAGGAGGACGAGGAGGAGAGAAGAGGAGGACGAGGAGAGAGGGAGAAACCAAACAAAGAACAGGAGGAAGAAGAGGAGGAGGAGGAGGAGGAGGGGGAGGGCCUCCUGAUCUGGACCUAGACGUGGUGGAGGAAGAGGCACGGGUGGAAGAGGAAGAGGAGAAGAGGAGAAGGAGUCAGACUGUCAGGCAGAGGGAGAAGCGAGACAACCAGAGGGAGCAGGGGAACAGGAGCAUGAGCUUACCCAGGAUCAGUGCUCAAUACUGGGACACGUUGCUGCCGCUGAAGGGGGUGGAGGUGGAGGAGUCAGGAGGAGGAGUGAAGGAGAGCAGGAGGAGUAGCGAGACAAAGAGCAGGAGGAGGGUGACAGAGGCCGACAGGGGGGAGGAGGAGAGGAGAGGGGGGAGAGCCGACAGCACCACCCGCCACGCAAAGCAUUCUGGGAGCUCAGGUGCGGCUCAGAAGGCGGCGUUCUCCUUCCUCAUGCCGAUAGACGACGAGCACCGGCGUCCGUCUGACAGCGAAUCAGCAGCCAGCUUCUCAGAGCUCAGCCUAUCAGCAGCCAGCAUCGGCACGGCGGCCGGGUGGAGGGAGGAUUCUGAUUGGAGGAGAGUUGGGUCGCCGUGGGAACAGGAUGACGCCCCGGGCCCCUGGCUGAAGCCGAGCCCGCAGAAACUCACAAACGUUCUUGGCAGUCGGCUAGGUGGGCGGGAACUAUUGGGCGGGCUCUCUCUCUGAUUGGCUCACACCAAGAACAUUCUGCUAUUUUCAUUCGCAGAUUUUUUUAGGCUACUUAUAAGGGCUUUUUUGAUUGGCCUGCUGAGAGAAGACCCGCCUCUUCCUGCGUCUUAUUGGAUGACAGCAGACAGUCUGUUUCUGAUUGGAGGAUGAGAAAUAAAGCAGACAAGUACUUGAUUUUGAUUGGCAGGUGGGCGGGGUUUUGAGGCCUCUGAUUGGCCAAUGACAUAACAGCUUCUCACACAAUUUAACAAACAAUGUGAUUUGUAUUUUACCCAUCAUCCUUCAGUGCAUCCUGAGACCUGUAUCACAAAGACAGAAUCAUGUUAUCCUGAUAACUCUGGGCUCAGCUGGUAUCACCAGGCUAGAUCUCCAUGGUAACGACGCUAAAUCACCAUGGCAACAGAUGCUAACCUUCUCCUGAUCUGGUUAACAGAUAAAUAAUGAAGAGCAAUUUAUUUUUUUGUCGGUCUGUAGAAUAAAGAUGAAUUAAUUAAACAUGUUUGAAACAGAUGAAUGGAGAUUCCAGCUGCAUAUUGAUUAUGUCAUUUAAUGUAAAAUAACUUUAAAUAGCACAAUGAUAGCACCUUUAAUUAACAGAUUACAUUUUUAAUGGAUAAUAAAAGAAUAAACCACAUAUAUUUAAACCGAGACAGUGGAGACGUUUAACAUCAUCAGAUUACCACACGUUGGUCCAGGACCAAUCACAGCCUGUCGUCUUUUAUGACACGCGUGAUGUCAUCAGGAAGGAGGAGCUAUGAAUGUAAACAAACAGCUGUUUAUAAAAACAACAGUGACUUUUUCUCUGUUAAACAGCAUCACCUGCUAACAUGUUAGCUGGGGUGGCUAACAUGUUAGCUGGUGAUACCACUGAUGGGGAUCGACCUUGUGAUACAGGUCUCGCUCCGCCCCGUUCCCCUUCAUCCUCCUCCUCAUCAUCACCUCUGAACUAAACUCGUAUGCAAACAGGAGAAGCUUUCAGCUGCAGACUGAAGGUUCUGUGUAAUCUGAGCAUGUGAAUAUCAGCGGAAUGAUUUUUUAUUUUUAUAAACAUGUAGACGUUAAUAUGAAUAUUAUUGUUAUUGUUAGAGAUUAACCAGAGACGACCCGAUCUGCCUGCUCGUAAAAAAACUAAAAACUUUGCCCUGAUGAUGUAAUAGAGCCAUAACACACACACACACACACACACACACACACACACACACACACACACACACACA